This is a messenger RNA of Contarinia nasturtii (swede midge), 2002 nucleotides long. RefSeq names its product ankyrin repeat domain-containing protein 50-like. The record is from RefSeq and is a predicted model, not a curated record. Bases 17 to 2002 code for a protein of 661 amino acids. Gene Ontology annotation, cellular component: ciliary inversin compartment. Gene Ontology annotation, molecular function: protein binding. Gene Ontology annotation, biological process: protein localization to ciliary inversin compartment. The transcript has 20 exons. NCBI's taxonomy places the organism in Eukaryota, Metazoa, Arthropoda, Insecta, Diptera, Cecidomyiidae.
UGAGCGAAUUGUUGAAAUGCUACUUAAAAACGGAUCAAAUGUGAACGAUCAAAGUAACGAUGGAGAAACUGCCUUGAUUUGGGCUUCGAUUCAAGGUCACUCAAAUGUUGUUGAGUUACUGAUAAAGAAUGGUGCAGAUUUUAAUUUAAAAAAUAAGUACGGAAACUCACCAAUACAUGGUGCCGCAUAUUACGGUCAUGAGCGAGUUGUUGAACUGCUACUUAAAAACGGAGCAAAUGUCAACGAUCAAAAUAACGAAAGAUUAACUGCGUUGUAUUGGGCUUCGGAUAAAGGUCACUCAAAUAUUGUUGAGUUAUUGAUUAAGAAUGGCGCAGAUAUUAAUUUAAAAACGAAAGACGGAUUGUCACCACUACAUGCUGCUGCAGAUAACGGUCAUGAGCGAGUUGUUGAACUGCUACUUGAAAACGGAGCAAAUGUUAACGAUCACAAAGACUUUGUUGGAAGUACCUUAUAUUGGGAGUCGGAUGAAGGUGACUCAAAUGUAGUUGAGUUAUUACUUAAGAAUGGCUCAAAUAUUAAGUUGAAAGAUAAAAAGGGAUGGUCAACACUUUAUACAGCUUCUUUCAAUGGACGUGAGCGUGUUGUUGAAUUACUGAUCACAAAUGGUACACUUGUAGAUAUCAAGAACAAGAAAGGGUGGACACCAAUAAUGGCCGCCGCUAAAGAAGGUCAUGAUCGAGUUAUUGAAGUGCUACUUAAUUACGGAGCAAAUAUCAACAAUCAAGAUAACGAUGGAAAAACGGCAUUGUAUUGGGCUUCGGAUAAAGGACACUCAAAUGUAGUUGAGUUAUUGCUUAAGAAUGGCGCAGAUACUAAUUUGAACGCUGACAACGGAUAUUCACCAAUUUUUAUAGCUUCUUUCAAUGGACAUGAACGUGUUGUUGAAUUACUGAUCACAAAUGGUGCCCUUGUAAAUGUCAAAAAAGACGACGACUCGACACCAAUAAUGGCCGCCGCUCAAGAAGGCCAUGAGCGAAUUGUUGAAGUGCUACUUAAAAACGGAGCAAAUGUCAACGAUCAAAAUGACGAUGGAAAAACGGCAUUGUAUUGGGCUUCGGAUAAAGGUCACUCAAAUAUUGUUGAGUUAUUGAUUAAGAAUGGUGCAGAUAUUAAUGUGAAAGAUGACAUCGUAUGGUCACCAAUUUAUGCAGCAGCUUUCUAUGGACAUGAACGUGUUGUUGAAUUAUUGAUCACAAAUGGUGCCCUUGUAAAUAUCAAGAGUCAGCUCAGAUGGACACCUUUAAUGGCUGCCGCUAAAGAAGGUCAUGAGCGAAUUGUUGAAGUGCUACUUAAAAACGGAGCAAAUGUCAACGAUCAAAAUGACGUCGGAGAAACUGCCUUGUAUUUGGCUUCGGAUAGAGGUCAUUCAAAUAUUGUUGAGUUAUUGAUUAAGAAUGGCGCAAAUAUUAAUUUGAAAGAUAAAUACGGAUGGACAGCAAUUUAUAUAGCUUCUUACAAUGGUCAUGAGAAAAUUGUUGAAGUUCUACUAAAAAACGGAGCAAAUAUGAACGAUCGAAAUUAUAACGGAGAAACUGCCUUGUAUAUGGCUUCGGAUAGAGGUCACUCAAAUAUAGUUGAACUAUUGAUUAAGAACGGCGCAGAUAUUAAUUUGAAAACUAGAGCCGGAUGGUCACCAAUAAUUGCCGCCGCUCAAAAAGGUCAUGAGAAAAUUGUUGAAGUUCUACUAAAAAACGGAGCACAUAUGAACGAUCGAAAUUAUAACGGAGAAACUGCCUUGUAUAUGGCUUCGGAAAGAGGUCACUCAAAUAUAGUUGAACUAUUGAUUAAGAACGGCGCAGAUAUUAAUUUGAAAGAUAUCGAGGGAGGGUCACCAAUUCAUACAGCUUCUUUGCAUGGACAUGAACGUGUUGUUGAAUUACUGAUCAUAAAUGGUGCUCUUGUAAAUAUCAAGAAUCGAAAAAGAUGGACACCUUUAAUGGCUGCCGCUUACGAAGGUGAUUUAAAAAUCAAUAAAAUAUAA